AUGUACAAAGCCCCAGCCCCCAAAAGGCAGAAGUGUGACCUCUGGGCCCCCUGCCCUCCUGGGAGCUUUGCCUAUCGCAUCCUCAGUGGUGGUGGCAAACAGAGGAGGCCUAAAAUUUGUUUUGAGGAUGAGGAGUUUAUAAAUGAAGAGAAUUACGAAGAUGGAAGUGGCAUAAUCAUUGCCACUGUGAAUUAUAAAACAGGAAAACUCAUGUUGAUAAAUUUUUUUGAAAUGUGGGCAAGAGACCACUCAAGGGAGAUGAUGGAUUUCAUCAGGAAAGCACCAGAAGGGACCCUCCUUCUGAUGGCCACUCAGGAUGAUGGCAGCACCAGGUUGAAUGAUGAUGCCAAAAAAUUAGUAGAAGAACUGGGAAGUAAAGAAAUAAAGAAUAUAAAGUUCAGAUCAAGCUGGGUUUUUAUAGCAGCCAAAGGCUUCACGCUGCCAGAUAAUAUCCAAAAAGAAAAGAUAAACCACUCUGACCAGACAAAGAACAGAUACAAAGGCUGGCCAGCUGAAAUCCAAAUAGAGGGCUGUAUUCCAAGAAACCUGAUCUGAACAAAUGCAUACCUCAUUAAUAAAGACAAUUCUAUAUUUUUAUACCUAUUACUGUAAUG
This is a messenger RNA of Agelaius phoeniceus (red-winged blackbird), 614 nucleotides long. Lineage: Eukaryota; Metazoa; Chordata; Aves; Passeriformes; Icteridae. The record is from RefSeq and is a predicted model, not a curated record.